AUGAGAAACACAGUCGUUCUCGCCCUCGCCGGCGCUGCCCUGUGCGCUCCCACCCAGACCCUUGAGAACCGUCAAUUCCCCGGUUUCGGCUCCAGUGGAUCUGGAACUGAAGGUGGUCUCGGCGCUCUGGCCUCACUCUUCCCUGGUCUGGGAAGUGAGUCCGGUAGCUCGUCUGGCUCUGGCUCUAUAUUCCCCGGCCUCGGUGAUCUCCCUGGUCUCGGAAGUUCCGGUGCUUCGUCCUCGGAUACCCCGAGCCUGCCAAGCUUCGGUGACCUGCCUGCUCUUGGAGGCUCCGGCGCUGAGCCCAGCAGCACUCCCAGCUUGCCUGUUCCUUCUGGCUUGCCCAGCUUCAAGACUGGCCGUGAUGUCGAGAAGCGUCAGUUUGACCUUUCGUCCCUGACCAGUGGUCUGGGCGGCAGCACUGGCACCAGUGGUGGUCUCAGUUCUCUGGAGUCUUUGCUCCCUUCCAUGGGCGGAAGCUCUGGCAGUGAAGGUCUUGGCUCCAUCGAGUCCCUCAUUCCCUCUCUUGGGGGUAGCUCUGGCACCAGCGGAGGCCUCGGCGCCCUGGAGUCCCUCAUUCCUUCCAUUGGCUCUAGCAGCUCCAGCGGCCUCGGCUUCAAGGUCCGCCGCGACGCCAAGGAGGCUGAGAAGCGCAACGUUGACUUCAGCAUCGGUAGUAGCGCUGGAGGCAGCGCUGACGUCGGCGCCAACGCCGGAGCUGGACUCGGCGUCGGUAUCAAUAUCAAGGCCCGUGACGACGACGAAGAGGAUAUCGAGAAGCGCCAGUUCGAUCUCUCCUCCCUCACGAGCGGACUUGGCGGCAGCUCCGGCACCAGCAGCGGUCUCGGUGCCCUUUCCUCUCUUAUUCCGUCUAUGGGCAGCAGUGGCAGCUCCGGUAGCAGCGGAUUCAGCAUCCCUGGCCUGAGUAAUAUCCCCAGUGGUUCCGGUAUCUCAAGUCUUAAGGCUAAACGUCAGAGUCUACUAGGCUCCUCCGGUUCUAUUACCUCGAACGAUGUCACCGAAAACAACGGCUGCAAGGAAUUGACUUUCAUUUUCGCCCGCGGCAGUGAUGAGAUGGGCAACAUGGGUUCCGUCGUUGGACCCCCGGUCGCUUCCCAGUUGAAGUCUUUGACUGGUGACAAGGUCUCCGUCCAGGGUGUGACUUAUGCGGCUACUGCUGAGAGCAACGCCGCUAUGGGCGCAAACGGUGGUCCCGUCAUGGCCAAGCUCGUCAAGCAGGCUCUCUCUCAGUGCCCCAAGACCAAGGUCGUUCUCGGUGGAUACUCGCAGGGUUCCAUGGUCGUGCACAACGCUGCCAACAGCCUCUCUGCCGAUCAGGUCUCGGGUGCUGUUCUCUUCGGUGACCCGUUCAAGGCUCAGGCUGUUGGUAAGCUUGACAGCAGCAAGGUUAAGGAGUACUGCGCCACUGGUGACCCGGUCUGCUUGAACGGUGCCAAUGUCAUGGCUCAUUUGAGCUACGGCAGUGAUGCCAAGGAGGCUGCGCAGUUCUUGAUCAAGGCUGCUGGCCUUUCCACUUCUUCUUAG
This is a messenger RNA of Penicillium antarcticum, 1545 nucleotides long. Its product is annotated as carbohydrate esterase family 5 protein. Gene Ontology annotation, molecular function: cutinase activity. The record is from RefSeq and is a predicted model, not a curated record. Gene Ontology annotation, biological process: carbohydrate catabolic process. Gene Ontology annotation, cellular component: extracellular region. The transcript is spliced from 2 exons. The coding region runs from base 1 to 1545 and encodes 514 amino acids. NCBI's taxonomy places the organism in Eukaryota, Fungi, Ascomycota, Eurotiomycetes, Eurotiales, Aspergillaceae.